ACUCCCACGCGCUCUCUCCCUCUUCAGCAGGAAGAAGCCUUUUACCGAUUCAGCAAACCGAGAAGGUAUAUAAACGCAAACACUUCACAAAACGUACGAUCAAAGCUUCUUCUCCUCUCUCUCUCUUUCAAAGUUUGAAAUGGAAUAAAAUAAAAAAAACUCCGGGCGAUGUCGACGUCACAAACUCUCGGCGGCGCCACACGCUGCGGCCGCGUGAUAGGCCCGUCUCUAGACAAGAUCAUCAAGAACGCUGCGUGGCGCAAGCACACGUACCUCGUCUCCUCCUGCAAAUCCGUCCUCGACAAACUCGAAUCCCUCCCCGACGACUUCCACGAUCCCUCCUCCGCCGUCGCCGGCCUCUCCUCCCCCGACGCGGACGCCGUCCUCCAGCCAUUCCUCUUCUCCCUCGACACCGCGUACUCGAAAGUCGUCGAGCCGGCUCUCGACUGCGCCUUCAAGCUCUUCUCCCUCUCCGUCAUCCGCGGCGAGAUCCAGUCUUCCAAACAAGACUCCGUCCUCUUCAAGCUCGUCAACGCCGUCUCCAAGGUCGGCGCCAUGGCGGAGGAGCCGAUCCAGCUCGCCGUCCUCCGCGUCCUCCUCGCGGCCGUCAGAUCUCCCUGCGUCUUGAUCCGUGGAGACUGUUUGCUCCACGUGGUCAAGACGUGCUACAACAUCUACCUAGGCGGGUUGAGCGGGACGACGCAGAUCUGCGCCAAGUCCGUGCUGGCGCAGAUGAUGCUCGUGAUCUUCACCAGAUCAGAGGAGGACUCGCUUGCUGACGUGGCGGUCAAGACUGUGUACGUGAACGAGCUGUUGGCGUUCACGGACAAGAGCGUCAACGAAGGCAGCUCUGUUUAUUUUUGCCAAGGGUUUGUUAACGAGGUGAUGGCUGCGGGGCAAGGGAGCCCUCUUCCUCCUCCUGAUGUGAUUCAGAUUCUGCUCCAGAACCCGGAGACGGAGACCGUUAUGACUCCUGACUCGCCGUCGUUUCGUGGCUACGAGAAAAACGGUGAAGCUGAUUCUUUGACCGGUGACAUGAGCAAGAUGAGACAGGACGCUUUCCUUCUGUUCAAGAACUUGUGUAAGUUGUCGAUGAGGUUUUCCUCGCAGGAGAAGAAUGAUGAUCAGAUCAUGGUGAGGGGUAAGACGUUGUCUCUUGAGUUGCUUAAGGUCAUUAUCGACAAUGGUGGUCCUGUUUGGCGGUCUAAUGAAAGCUUCAUUAGUGCUGUUAAGCAAUACUUAUGCUUAUCACUACUAAAGAACAGUGCAGUUUCAAUCAUGUCCAUCUUUCAGUUGCAAUGUGCUAUCUUCAUGAGCUUAUUAUCAAAGCUUAGAUCAGUCUUGAAAGCGGAAAUCGGCAUUUUCUUUCCGAUGAUCGUCCUCUGUGUGCUAGAGAACGUUCUCCAGCCUAGCUUCCUUCAGAAGAUGACUGUUCUCAACUUGCUGGAGAAAAUGUCUCAAGAUCCGCAGUUGAUUGUCGAUAUCUUUGUGAACUAUGACUGCGAUGUAGACUCCUCUAACAUACUAGAAAGGAUUGUCAACGGUCUUCUGAAAACCGCUCUAGGACCACCGACCGGUUCAUCAACAACGCUGUCUCCAGCACAGGAUAGUACGUUUAGGAAUGAAUCUGUGAAAAUUUUGGUUAACGUAGUCAAGGCAAUGGGAAGUUGGAUGGAUCAGCAGUUGAAAGUGGAUGAGACGGUUUGGCCUAAGGGCUCACAGAUAUAUGCUUCUAUGGAUAGUAAUGCAAGCCAGAUUGGUGAAGAAGACUGUGAUACACAGCCAGAUACUAAUCCUGAAGCGUAUGAUGCUUCUAUGCUUGAGCAGCGAAGAGCUUACAAGAUUGAACUCCAGAAGGGUAUCUCUUUGUUUAAUAGGAAGCCUUCUAAAGGUAUUGAGUUUCUCAUAAGCAGCAAGAAAAUAGGCAACUCUCCUGAGGAAGUGGCUUCGUUUCUGAUGAAGACAGCAGGGCUGAAUGGAACUGUGAUUGGUGAUUAUCUUGGUGAAAGGGAGGAGCUUCCACUCAAAGUUAUGCAUGCAUAUGUGGACUCGUUUAACUUCCAAGGGAAGGAUUUUGUUGAAGCUAUAAGGUUCUUUCUACGCGGCUUUAGGCUACCAGGAGAAGCGCAGAAGAUCGACCGAAUCAUGGAGAAAUUUGCAGAACAUUACUGGAAAUGCAACCCUGGUUCUUUCACCAGUGCAGACACUGCUUACGUUCUUGCAUAUUCUGUGAUUAUGCUCAACACAGAUGCACACAACAACAUGGUUAAGGAUAAGAUGUCCAAAGCUGAUUUUGUCCGCAAUAACCGGGGAAUAGAUGAUGGCAAGGACCUACCUGAAGAGUAUCUAGGCUCUCUCUAUGAUCGAGUUGUGAAAGACGAGAUUAAGAUGAACUCAGAUACUUUAGCCCCACAAAGUAAACAGGUGAAUGGCUUGAAUAAGCUACUGGGCUUAGACGGCAUCCUCAAUCUGGUUUCUUGGAUGCAACCAGAUGAGAAAGCGCAUGGUGCCAACAGGGUUCUUAUAAGAGAUAUCCAGGAACAGUUCCAAGCUAAGUCAGAGAAAUCAGAGUCAGCUUAUCAUAGUGUUACAGAUGUCUCCAUCUUGAGGUUUAUACUCGAGGUCUCAUGGGGACCGAUGCUUGCUGCAUUCAGUGUCACUCUUGACCAGAGUGAUGAUAGACUAGCAACUUCUCUGUGCUUACAAGGCUUCCGAUACGCGGUGCACGUCACUGCAGUUAUGGGAAUGCAAACUCAGAGAGAUGCUUUUGUCACUUCCAUGGCCAAGUUCACUAAUCUUCAUUGUGCUGCUGAUAUGAAGCAGAAAAAUGUUGAUGCUGUAAAGGCGAUAAUAACAAUAGCUAUAGAAGAUGGUAACCAUCUACAAGGAUCUUGGGAACAUAUUUUAACUUGCCUUUCACGUAUUGAACAUCUGCAACUCUUGGGAGAAGGAUCAUCACAUGCAGAUACACGUUACAUCCCUACAACAAAAGCUGAAGUAGAUGAAAAGAAGGCUUUAGGCUUUCCACAUUUAAAGAAACGUGGCGCUCUUCAGAAUCCAUCUGUGAUGGCUGUUGUCAGGGGAGGUUCUUAUGAUAGUACUUCACUUGUGAAAACCGUUCCCAAAUUAGUAACACCGGAGCAGAUCAAGAACUUCAUUGCCAAUUUGAAUCUAUUGGAUCAAAUAGGCAAUUUUGAGUUGAACCAUGUCUAUGCUAAUAGCCAGAGGUUGAACAGUGAAGCUAUAGUUGCUUUCGUUAAGGCGCUUUGUAAAGUCUCCAUGUCGGAGCUUCAAUCACCAGCAGAUCCUCGUGUGUUUAGCCUCACGAAACUAGUGGAGACAGCGCAUUAUAACAUGAACCGGAUCCGGUUAGUUUGGUCUCGCAUAUGGAACGUUCUCUCUGACUUCUUUGUAUCAGUAGGCUUAUCAGAGAAUCUCUCAGUUGCAAUAUUUGUAAUGGACUCGCUUCGUCAGCUUUCCAUGAAGUUCCUGGAGCGUGAGGAGCUAGCAAACUACCAUUUUCAGCAUGAGUUUCUCCGACCAUUCGUUGUUGUCAUGCAGAACAGCAGCUCCGCAGAGAUUAGAGAGCUUAUAGUCCGUUGUGUUUCUCAAAUGGUUCUCAGUAGAGUUAGUAAUGUGCAAUCUGGUUGGAAAAGUGUCUUCACUGUUUUCACAACUGCUGCGAUUGAUGAGAGGAAGAACAUUGUGCUGUUGGCUUUUGAGACUAUAGAGAAGAUUGUGAGGGAUCAUUUUCAUUGCAUAACCGAGACUGAGAUAUCGGUAUACGCUGAUUGCAUCAGAUGUCUUAUCACCUUCACCAACAGCAAGUUUGAAGGCGACAUUGGUUUCAACACCAUAGAGUUUCUUCGUUUUUGCGCUGUGAAGCUUGCAGAAGGAGGACUCUUCUUGAACGAGAAGCUGAAGAACGAUAACAUCUCAGCUUUAAAGGAAGAUUCGUCUGAUGGACAGAGUGUUACUGACCUUGAUGAACAAGUUUCUUAUUGGGUUCCUCUGCUUUCAGGUUUAUCCAAGCAAGCCUCAGAUCCAAGACCAGCAAUUAGAAAGCGUUCCAUAGAAGUACUCUUCAACAUUCUGAUGGAUCAUGGUCACCUUUUCACAAGACGCUUUUGGGCAGCAAUCUUCUGCUCAAUCAUCCUCCCAGUCUUCAACAACAUGCGUAGUAAAACCGAUAUGCUCUUCGAAGAAAGCAGCAGCGGCGACUCGCCAUCCUCAGCUUCUCUAGACACCGAAGAAACUACAUGGGACGCUGAGACAUCAACACUUGCGCUACAGCAUCUUGUUGAUCUACUCGCCAACUUCUUCAGCUCAGUGAGGUCUCAGCUUUCGAGCGUUGUGUCAAUCAUUCUAGGGUUUAUAAAGAGUCCUGUUCAAGGCUCAACAGGCUCGGGGAUCUCUGUCUUGCUUCGUUUGGCUGAUGGGUUGGCUCGUAGCGCAUCUGAAGAUGAGUGGACAGAGGUUUUCUUGGCUCUCAAGGAAGCAGCCUCGCUUACUUUCGCGGGUUUCAUGAAAGUGUUGAGAACUAUGGAUGAUAUUGAAGAUGUUGAAACGUCUUCUGGUCAAAGCGUAGACAAAGAUGAUCUUGAUGAUGGUAACCUUCACAUUAUGUCUUACGUCGUCUCCAGAACAAAGAAACACAUUGAUGUCUUGUCUCAAAUCGUCGAGGUUGUGAGUGAGUUAUACAGAAGGAACCAAUACUCAUUGCCAGCUUCACACGUGGACAUCCUCGCGGACAUUUUCUCGUGCAUCGCGUCUCACGCUCAGCAGCUAAACACCGACACGGUCCUUCGAAGGAAGUUCAAGAGAGCAUGCUCUGUCCAAAACCUAACACAGCCUCAGCUCCUUAACUUCGAGAACGAGGCUAACAAAUCCUACAUGACCUUCCUACAAGACAUGGUUACUUGCAACCCUGACGUCUCCAAGGAGCUCGAACUCGAGUCUCGUCUAGUCACUGAAUGCUCAAAAGUCGUGAAGAUCUACCUUAACUGCACAGGUCAACACCAACAACAGACAAAACCAAUCCAUUGGAUUCUUCCGAUGGAAUUUGACCGGACAGAAGAGGCGAAGGCUAGGACUUCGUUGCUUGUCUCUUCGCUAGAAGCCUUGUGCUCAUUAGAGGCAGAGUCUCUGAAAAGACACGUGUCGAGCGUCUUCCCUCUGUUGGUAGACCUUGUGAAGACUGAGCAUUGCUCUCCACAAGUUCCGUACGCCCUAAGCAAUGUUUUGAAAUCGUGCAUUGGUCCUAUUAAAUAGGUUAAGUCGCUUGUGGCUUACGUUAUUAAUCCCCUAUGAUCUGUGUUUUUUUUUCUUCCACGAUUAUUUUUGUGUUGGGGGUUGGCUCUCUACCCGAAUAAAUUUUGGACAUAGAUGUUUUAUUUUAUUUUCUUGAAAUGAAGUUUUAAGUUGGACGAUUA
Messenger RNA from Brassica oleracea var. oleracea, 5432 nucleotides. Its product is annotated as brefeldin A-inhibited guanine nucleotide-exchange protein 4. The coding region runs from base 169 to 5271 and encodes 1700 amino acids. The record is from RefSeq and is a predicted model, not a curated record. NCBI's taxonomy places the organism in Eukaryota, Viridiplantae, Streptophyta, Magnoliopsida, Brassicales, Brassicaceae. Gene Ontology annotation, biological process: regulation of ARF protein signal transduction. The transcript has 11 exons. Gene Ontology annotation, cellular component: trans-Golgi network. Gene Ontology annotation, molecular function: guanyl-nucleotide exchange factor activity.